GCGAUUUCAAAGCCUAAAUAUCCCAACUUUGCACUCAAACGACCCUCGUUGUCUCCAAAGUUUAGUUUCAAUAAACGGCAGCCUCUGGGUUCGGGUUUGAAGCGGAAGAGGCGUCUUCAUCCCACGGCCAGAUGGAGCCAUAGCCCCAAUCCUUUUACUUCUCUUCUUUUCCUCUCCUGUCCUCUUCUCGUACCAUGGAAUUUUUCUUCCAAGCCGGAUGCCUUCGAUCCCCCACCUAUCCGUUUUCCGUUCAAAACCGAUCCUUAUCAAGUUAGCCACCGACGCUCCCGCUUCCACUUCUUUGCUUCAUUCCGGCCGGCACCGAUUUUCCCACUCUCUUCGUUUUCAUUUUCUGCGCUACUUUACCCCUUCAUCUGUGCCAUAGACCUCUGCAGCCGUUCUUUAACGCUCUCCUUCCCUUUCCAACUCUGUUUCACUUCCAUUUUAUUUCUACACCUUAAGUUUGAUGGAAGAUCGGAUCCCGAUGGUUCUACCCCUUGUGGGCCCCCCACCAUUUAGCACUCAGGAAGAAAAUCCCCCGCCGCCUCCUGUUGGAUCUUUGUCGGCGGUGGCUGAUUCUCCUAUUCUAACCGAGAAGGAGACCAUUUCACCAUCAGAACCUGUUCUGAAGUCUGUACCUCUGUCUACUGCUGAGAACGAACUGGUUUCGUUACCUCCUCCGGCAGCAGUGGUGGAGAAAGAAGAGCCACUGCAGCCACCACCUCGAUCAAUAGAACUUGACUCUGUUGCUGUUGAAUCUACUAAAUGCAAUGCAAUCGAGGAGCAGAAGAUUCCUCAGACUUCGGUUUCUUUCAAGGAAGAAAGUAACCGAGUGGCUGAUCUUGCAGAAUCGGAGAGGAAAGCUCUUCAGGAGCUCAGGCAACUCGUUGAAGAAGGUACGAAGAACCAGGCAUUCCAAUUUGAAACCACGCCUCCCAGUCCACCAGCAGAAAAUUCAAAACUAGAGGAAAAUCGAGAGAAGGAAGUCCAGGAGGCAACUCAAACUUCAUGUUUGCCAGAGAAGAAGCUAUCAAUUUGGGGGGUUCCUCUUCUUGAAGAUGACAGGACGGAUGUGAUCCUGCUGAAGUUUUUAAGGGCGAGGGAUUUCAAAGUGAGGGAUGCAUUCCUUAUGUUUCGAAACACAAUUCGGUGGAGGGAGGAGUUUGGUAUCGAUUCACUUGUGGACGAGAAUCUGGGGGAUGAUUUGGAGAAGGUGGUGUAUAUGCAUGGUUACAGCAGGGAGAGCCAUCCAGUGUGUUACAAUGUCUUCGGAGAGUUCCAGAACAAGGAUUUAUAUUCAAAAAUAUUCUCGGACGAGGAAAAGCGGAACAAGUUCUUGCGUUGGAGGAUUCAGUUCCUAGAAAGGAGUAUCAGGAAACUUGAUUUUCGUCCUGGAGGUAUUUCUACUAUGUUUCAGGUUAAUGACCUCAAAAACUCCCCUGGCCCUGGUAAGCGAGAGCUUCGAUUGGCCACCAAACAGGCAGUACAGGUGCUUCAGGACAAUUAUCCUGAAUUCGUAGCCAAACAGGUAUUUAUCAACGUUCCUUGGUGGUAUCUUGUAUUUUAUACGAUGAUCGGCCCUUUUCUAACCCAGAGGACCGAAAGCAAAUUUACCUUCGCGGGCCCUUCAAAAUCUGCCGAGACCCUAUUCAAGUACAUUUCUCCUGAACAAGUUCCAAUUGAGUAUGGUGGUUUGGGUGUUGAUUAUUGUGAUUGCAACCCAGAUUUCGAUGCUUCUGAUCAAGCAACGGAAGUCUCAAUAAAACCAUCAACUAAGCAAACUGUUGAAAUUAUAAUUUAUGAGAAGUGCAUUAUUGCUUGGGAGCUACGUGUUGUGGGAUGGGAAGUGAGCUACAGUGCUGAAUUUGUGCCUAAUAACGAAGAAGCGUAUACUGUGAUAAUACAAAAGACAAGAAAAAUGGCUGCAACGGACGAACCAGUCAUCUCUCACAGUUUCCAAGUCUUUGAAUUGGGAAAGGUGUUAUUUACUAUUGACAAUCCAACCUCCAAGAAGAAGAAGCUCAUGUAUAGGUUCAAGGUCAAGGUUCUAAGAGAGUGAAGCAUUGUAGCUCAAUUAUUCUCUGUAUCUUGGUGCUUCUUAUGCCGUCAAUUUUUGUUUUUUUUUCUUUAAUCUUAGUGCUUCUUAUGCCGUCAAAAUUAUUAUUUAUUUCUCGCAAAUUUAAUUCUGUAAUCUGUUAUUUGAUCAUUUUGUGUGCCGUUACCUAAUUUGUUUCACUCGUUUUAGAGUUGUAAAUUUUGUGGACAGCGUGUAGAGGUUUGUUUUUGUUGGUUCAAUGUAAGAUAUGUCUCUGAUGGAUAUUCAAAAGAAAUAUAGCUGUUUGAAUUUCGUGAUC
Cucumis melo (muskmelon) is the source of this 2354-nucleotide messenger RNA. Its product is annotated as patellin-3-like. Lineage: Eukaryota; Viridiplantae; Streptophyta; Magnoliopsida; Cucurbitales; Cucurbitaceae. The transcript has 4 exons. Gene Ontology annotation, molecular function: lipid binding. The record is from RefSeq and is a predicted model, not a curated record. Bases 467 to 2059 code for a protein of 530 amino acids.